UCCUUAAACGCCUCGUAAUCCAGCCCAGCCGCCGAGCACUCGUAGCCAUUUUGGUCGCACCUAAAUCAUCCCAUCGAGCUCCUCGUCCACUUUGGGCGGCCCGCCAUGGACCGAACCGAGCCGACGGCGAGGAUUUAUACCGUUGAACCCGUUUGAAUCCCUUCCGCCCGACGACAUACCGCCGCCGCCUGGCAUUGGAGGACAUGACUCGUCGCUGCUAGGCUGACUUGAGAGCGGAAAAAAAACCGGGGCGUUUUUUGGGGCUUUUUUUUUUUUUUUUUGGAAGUGGUGACCGAGCAGCGCCUCCGUCAACGUUGGCCGAGUUCACUUCGCUCCGACGGGCCCCGGGAAGACUUGGUAUAACGAGCGUUUUGCUUUUUUUGCCCCUUGUGAGCAACUCCAAAGUGUUGCUUCACCACUUGGUCGGAGAUCCAUGCGACUGUGGCCCUCUUCCGCCGCCGCGGGAUCGAACGAGGUGUCACCGGAUCGCGGGCUGCUUGCCGUCGCUUGAAACAUCAUGUCCACCAAAAGCCCUUUGCCCACCGUCAACGAGAAGGCCACCGAGAGUCACACGUCCUCUCACGGCAAUGGCCGACAGGAAGUCGCCGGCUCGCGCUCGUCCCGCUCGGGGUUGCGCUCGCGCAGCUCCGAAGAGCCGCAGCAGCCGCACGUGGGCAACUACCGCCUGCUCAAGACCAUCGGCAAGGGCAACUUCGCCAAGGUCAAGUUGGCUCGUCACAUCCUCACCGGCAGAGAGGUGGCCAUUAAAAUCAUCGACAAGACGCAGCUCAACCCCAACAGUCUUCAGAAGCUCUUCAGAGAAGUCCGAAUAAUGAAGAUCUUGAAUCAUCCCAACAUUGUCAAGCUGUUUGAGGUGAUCGAGACGGAGAGGACGCUCUACCUGGUCAUGGAGUACGCCAGCGGAGGAGAGGUCUUCGACUACCUGGUAGCGCAUGGAAGAAUGAAGGAAAAAGAAGCCAGAGCUAAAUUUCGACAGAUUGUGUCGGCGGUGCAGUACUGCCACCAGAAGCACAUCGUCCACCGAGACCUCAAGGCGGAGAACCUGCUGCUGGACGCCGACAUGAACAUCAAGAUCGCCGACUUCGGCUUCAGCAACGAGUUCACGCUGGGCAACAAGCUGGACACCUUCUGCGGCUCGCCGCCGUACGCCGCGCCCGAACUCUUCCAGGGCAAAAAGUACGACGGGCCCGAGGUGGACGUCUGGAGCCUGGGCGUCAUCCUCUACACGCUCGUCAGCGGCUCGCUGCCCUUCGACGGGCAGAAUCUGAAGGAGCUCCGCGAGCGCGUGCUGCGAGGGAAGUACCGCAUCCCCUUCUAUAUGUCCACCGACUGCGAGAACCUCCUCAAGCGCUUCCUGGUGCUCAACCCGGCCAAACGCGGUACUCUCGAGCAAAUCAUGAAGGAUCGAUGGAUCAAUGCCGGAUUCGAAGACGACGAGCUGAAGCCUUACGUCGAGCCCGAGCUGGACAUCACUGAUCAGAAGAGAAUAGAUGUGAUGGUGGGCAUGGGCUACAACCUGGACGAGAUCCAGGAGUCUCUGGCCAAGAUGAAGUACGACGAGAUCACCGCCACCUACCUGCUGCUGGGCAGGAAGGCCUCCGAGGUAAGCGCCCCCGCACCCUCGGCGUCCAGCAGCAACCUGUCGCUGGCCAAGCCCAGACCCAACAGCGAGCUCAACGGCCAGUCGCCCUCGCACCUCAAAGUCCAGAGGAGCGUGUCGUCCAACCACAAGCAGCGACGCUACAGCGAGCAAGUCGGCCAGAACGCAAGCGCCGGCACGGCCCACCCCAAGCGCAGCCAGACGGCCGCCGUCGACAACGGGAAGGACGACGGCGGGGUCCAGCUGCGCAAAUCGGGAGCCCCGGGGAGCCGCGGCGCGGCGCCGCCCGCCAGCCCGCUGCUGGGCAACGCCAACAACCCCAACAAGGCCGACAUCCCCGAUCGCAGGAAAGCCGGCGCCGCCGCACAGGCCAACAUCACGGCGUCGGCGGGGAUGACCCGCCGCAACACGUACGUGUGCAGCGACCGCAACAACGCCGACCGGCUCUCCGUCAUUCCCAACGGCAAGGAGAACAGGACGGGCUGGGCCACGCUGCCGCACUCCUACUACGCGCUGGACUACUGCUCGGCCAACACCUACAACGGUCCGCCCGCCUCGCCCACCCUCUCGCACGACGCCUCGCCGCUCUCGCAGGCGCGGAGCCGCGCCACCAGCAACCUCUUCUCCAAGCUCACCUCCAAGCUCACGCGCAGAAACAUGUCGUUCAGGUUUACCAAAAGAGUCUCCACAGAGUUUGAGAGAAACGGGAGACUGGAGGGCUCAAGUCGCCACGUGCCCGUCGGGGAAGCCAAGGGCGAGGGCAAGGACGGCAAGCCGCGCUCGCUGCGCUUCACGUGGAGCAUGAGGACCACCAGCUCCAUGGAGCCGGCCGACAUCAUGCGGGAGAUCCGCAAAGUGCUGGACGCCAACAACUGCGACUACGAGCAGCAGGAGAGCUUCCUGCUGCUGUGCGUGCACGGCGACGGGCGGGCCGAGAACCUGGUCCAGUGGGAGAUGGAGGUGUGCAAGCUGCCGCGCCUCUCGCUCAACGGCGUGCGCUUCAAGAGGAUAACCGGCUCGUCCAUGGCCUUCAAGAACAUUGCCUCCAAGGUGGCCAACGAGCUCAAGCUAUGAGGGGCCGCCAGCCCGGCCGUACAAUCUCCCGCGUAGCAACUUUCCAACAGCUCUACUUUUUUAAGACACAAAAAACAAGACCAGAGAAGUAUGUCAUGAGUCGAAAUCAUGUACCUUUUUGUUUCCUUUUUUGGGCAAUAAUAUCACUCGACCGCCGACUACUUGCUCCUUCUGGCCACACGGGGGCGACCUAGUUGAUUUGUGUCCUGCUGUGAACUGUGGACGCAAACGAAGAAGAAUUUCUAGUCUUAUUUAUUUUCUCUUUUCUUUCCCCCGUCCCACUCCCGAAAAAAGAUUAAAAUCACCAUGUAGCUUU
Molecule: messenger RNA, 3011 nt
Organism: Hippocampus comes (tiger tail seahorse)
Lineage: Eukaryota; Metazoa; Chordata; Actinopteri; Syngnathiformes; Syngnathidae
Gene: mark3a
Product: MAP/microtubule affinity-regulating kinase 3a
Exons: 19
Coding region: 518-2695 (725 amino acids)
Biological process (GO): microtubule cytoskeleton organization; intracellular signal transduction; protein phosphorylation
Cellular component (GO): plasma membrane; cytoplasm
Molecular function (GO): tau-protein kinase activity; ATP binding
Source: RefSeq, a predicted model, not a curated record